This is a messenger RNA of Erigeron canadensis, 2246 nucleotides long. Its product is annotated as probable Ufm1-specific protease. The transcript is spliced from 13 exons. Lineage: Eukaryota; Viridiplantae; Streptophyta; Magnoliopsida; Asterales; Asteraceae. The record is from RefSeq and is a predicted model, not a curated record. The coding region runs from base 160 to 2082 and encodes 640 amino acids.
CUUCUGGUCUAGUCCGGGAACAAAACAACAGUAGUGCAGCUUAACACAAAAAAAAGGGAGCCAAACACACUCUGAGAAAACCCCCAACAUAAAUCACACCGCCAUAGUCAAAACCCCAUCAUCCACCGUAGCUCACCACCCGACCCAACCAUACCAACCAUGGGCGAUGAUGAUGAUCCAACUAUACGUAUCCUAUGCCGCAAACUUAUUCUCACCCCCAAAUCACAACAACAACAAGCAUCAGUAGGCAUUCAAUGGCUAAUUGGUUCCCCAUUUUUUCCUCAAUUCACAAUCAUCUCAACCCUCAGAUGCAUUCACACUCUUCCUUCCGAUCCCCUCUCUCCUGACUUUACUAAAGAAGCAGAUGAUAUGAGGUCAUUGUUACCUAGAGGAUUUGAGGUAAUUGGAGCUUUGAUUCUUGGCGGUGCAACCCACUUGAAUGCCGACGCCUGUGGUCGAGAUGCCAUAGAUGCCUCAAGUCGAAUGAGUAAGGCUCUUUCUCGGACGGAGAAUCGUAGUUUAGUUGGAGCUGUUGUCGAUCCAAGUUCCGGUGAAAUUCGUUUCUUUGUAUCGAACUCGAGUGUCGUUGAGUCAGUCACUUCAGUUGUGUAUGAAGACCAGCCUGAGAAGUAUGUUUGGGAGAGAGGUUGUAUUCUGAAUUGUGAACUUCCAAUCAAGUUGCCUGUGUAUUACUCCGUUAAAAAAAAUCCGAAAGAUGCAGAAGACAUGCUAACUCUUGCAACUGAGUCUGUUGCUGCUAAACUUAGAGACUCCAAAACAACAUAUCUACUAGAAACUCUUAGUGAGUCCGUGAUUAUUCGUACCAAAGAUGUGAAUCUCUCAGCAGAGACGCUUUCAGAUGACACUUCUCAAGAAUCUAAAGCAAAUUCUUUAUUGUGCUCCUAUUUUAGUUCUGAGAAUAAAAAUCGAAAAUGUUGUUCGACAGAGAAUGCAGAUAAAAUCCAAGUAACCUUCUUUCUAUCUACAUCAGAGGCCUCUUUAAAACCUGUUGCACCUAUUGCUGAAUAUGUACCAGGUGAAGCCAAGCUUCUAAUUGUAGACUAUAAAUUAAAAGUUAUCUGCUAUGCGGCGAAGGACCUUCGGCUGAAAGAUGAAGUUUUAAAGUUGAUUAUUCCUGCGUUAGUGGACCAGUUACAUACUAUGAAGGACAUGACCCUACCCAAUCUAUUAUCGCAACAUCCAAAGCUACAUCCAUAUCACUUCAAUCCUCCAGGAUUCCUGCACCCGAUAACUGCCAUUUACGAAUCACUUUAUGGCGAAACAGAAAUGAAGCAAGUUGAGAUCAGAAGAUCUCUUCAUUUGAGGCUUGGAUUACCUUUGGAUCGACCUCUUUUAAGAAUCGCUAGUGCUCUGAACUUGUCGAUUGCAAAGGAAAGUGCGAGUGGAAAUACUUCACGAAACGGAAGUCCUAUGCUCAAGGAUGUACACAUUGGGAUCCCAGGUAGUGGAGUUCAUGGAGGAGUUGUAUCUCUGGUUCAAGGUUCUUAUGAUUAUCAUCAUUACCUUCAAGAUGGUUUUGAUGACUCGGGCUGGGGUUGUGCUUACCGCUCUCUGCAGACUAUCGUUUCAUGGUUUAGAAUCCAACAAUACACAUCAAUCAAUGUUCCUUCACACCGGGAAAUACAACAGUCACUUGUGGAAAUUGGGGAUAAAGAUCCUUCAUUUAUUGGGUCACGUGAGUGGAUUGGUGCCAUUGAACUAAGCUUUGUCUUGGAUAAACUCCUUGGUGUAAGCUGCAAGGUCAUAAAUGUAAGAUCUGGAGAUGAAUUACCUGAAAAAUGCAGAGAACUCGCAAUGCAUUUUGAGACCCAAGGAACACCCAUCAUGAUCGGUGGUGGCGUCCUUGCAUAUACGCUUUUGGGAGUCGAUUACAAUGAAACAAGUGGUGAUUGUGCAUUUCUUAUACUGGAUCCUCACUACACUGGCAGCGAUGAUCUAAAGAAAGUAGUGAAUGGUGGAUGGUGUGGAUGGAAGAAAGCGGUUGACAGCAAGGGGAAACAUUUCUUUUUGCACAAUAAGUUUUACAAUCUCUUGCUCCCACAAAGGCCAAACAUGGUUUGAUUUUAUGCUAUUAGUAUCCCUAAAGAUUAAAGCAAAAGCCCUCCCUUCCAAAGGAUAUGCUAACUAGCUAAUGUUGACAAUUACAAAUGGUACCAAAAUGUUAUUUACUUGCUGUACUCGUAGAUUUAUACCUCUUAAAUGUUAAUUGAUGUUUUUCUUAUACA